AUUCUCCUAUCCCUCAUCGUCGCUAGUAAUUCAGAUAGUCGCAAAUGAUAGGAGAACAUAUCGGGGUUUGAAUUUCCGUGGAAAAUUCCUCGUUCAAACGGAGACGUUGAUUACAAGAUCUAGUCGACGUAUUACACAAGGCAGCACAAUGACUCGUUGCUCUUUACCGAGCUUUCAAUAUUUUGGUCGUGAUAUUUUUGAGCUUCUCGGAAAUUUGAGAGUUUGGAGUUGUCAUUCACGUGAUAGAAGAGUAUUUCAUCUAAUUUUUGUUGCGUAUCUCUUUGCUCUCAAUUUUUUAUUGAUCAUAUCCGAAAUUUUGGAUGUCGGAAAUUAUCAUGAUUUGUCUAGCUUCGCUGCUCAUAUUAAUCCCCUGUUUUUACAUUUUUUGGGACUUUUUAAAUGGAGCUAUUGCAUUAUUCGUCGUGCCGAUAUUGUGGGCCUUGUCGAGUGCAUGGAGAGGUGUCACCUUUUGGCGCAGCAGAUUAAUCUGCAGGAUGUUGACUGUUGGGAGUACAGAUUGAAGUUAAACAGGUGCCAAAAGUACUCGACUUUAUUUAUGAACGUAUGGCUCUUCGUGGCAAUCGGUGGUGUAUGCCAAUGGUGCACUAACCCAAUUGUUUACGAUUUUUAUGAACAAUAUUACAGCGGAAAAAUCAUCGAGUCAAGUGCGAUGAGGCGUUUGCCUUAUCCCGGAUUAUUCCCCUGGGAAAUAAACAGCAUUUCACGAUACGUCAUGUGUUUUGCUUUCCAAUUAUGGGGUGGGAUUGCAUCGACUGUUGGUGUUGCUGUCUUUGAUAUUUUAAAUUUGACAUUCAUGAUGUACGCGUGUGCCCAAUUAAAUCAUCUCAAGGACACGUUAAUCGCGAAAAGUGAAAAGCCAGAUGAAUCCUACAAUAAAAUUCAGAUUCAUCAGUUGGGGGAGAAAUUGAUGAGAUGCAUCCGCCAUCAUUGCCAAGUUUUGAUAUUUCUCAAGAAAUUGGAGGAAUUUUCAUCCGGCCCGAUGUUUGUCCAGUGUCUCGGAAUUAUUGUCGCACUUUGUUUAAUUUCUUUUGAAGCCUCGACUAUUCAAUUCAAUGGCAGCAUCGAACCUGUGAUGAAGACAAUAAUGAUGUUCGAGUACUGGUGCAGCAUUGUCGCUGAAUUAUUUCUGUACUGCUACAUGGCUUCCGAACUUGGACAAUUAGGAAUGGAAGUCAGUCAAGCGAUUUACGCCUGCCGAUGGGAACAGUUUUAUGUAAAUUACUCGAGUGAUUAUGAGAGCAAACGAAUGAUUUCCGUGAUUACACAUAUCAUUCGAUUCAGUAUCAUGCGCAGUCAACGACCAAUUCUUAUCACUGGUGGUUUUUAUGUUCUCUGUUUACCAACAUUCAAAGCUCUGGUGGGACUCUCUGUCUCGAAUGCCCUAAUACUCCGACAACUUACAGGGGAUUAAAAUAAAUGUACGUAAUGAUUUUGAUAACUGAAAAACUGAAGUUUGAUAAAAAUCCA
Fopius arisanus is the source of this 1488-nucleotide messenger RNA. RefSeq names its product odorant receptor 13a. The record is from RefSeq and is a predicted model, not a curated record. Lineage: Eukaryota; Metazoa; Arthropoda; Insecta; Hymenoptera; Braconidae. Gene Ontology annotation, cellular component: plasma membrane. The transcript is spliced from 7 exons. Gene Ontology annotation, biological process: detection of chemical stimulus involved in sensory perception of smell; sensory perception of smell. The coding region runs from base 149 to 1432 and encodes 427 amino acids. Gene Ontology annotation, molecular function: odorant binding; olfactory receptor activity.